Messenger RNA from Lotus japonicus, 1286 nucleotides. RefSeq names its product protein MIS12 homolog. Gene Ontology annotation, biological process: kinetochore assembly; mitotic cell cycle; protein localization to kinetochore. The record is from RefSeq and is a predicted model, not a curated record. Bases 118 to 849 code for a protein of 243 amino acids. Gene Ontology annotation, cellular component: chromosome, centromeric region; nucleus. NCBI's taxonomy places the organism in Eukaryota, Viridiplantae, Streptophyta, Magnoliopsida, Fabales, Fabaceae. The transcript is spliced from 8 exons.
GGCAAACAACGAGUUAGAACCAACCACCGCAGCUUCUCACAAAAGCACGUUCAUUUCGGUUUCUUUGAAAACAUUUGAAAGGGGAAACCGGGGUCACAGAGUGAAAAUUGGCGGGAAAUGGAAGGAAGUGAGAGUGAAGCAGUUCUUGAAUCGCUGAAUCUGAAUCCCCGACUCUACCUCAACGAAGUUCUCAACACCGUCGACGAUGUCGUCCAACAAGCCUUCAAUUUCUUCUACCAGGAAGCAUCGACUCACCUGAACUCUGAAACCACCCAAAGAUCCCAAAAUCUGAAACAGGGUGUCGAUCGCGUUCGCCAACGGGUUCAAUCUGUGCUGGACACACAGCUUGAUGUUUGGGAGAAAUACUGUCUUCAUCACUGUUUUGCUCUUCCCCAAGGUUUUACUAUGCCUAACACUGAUGAAUCAAGUAAGAAUGACGUUGAUCCAGGCGCUCUUUUUGAUCCGGAUGUAGAUGCUCAGUUAGAUUCGUUGAGAAAGAAACUAGCAGAGGUGGGGAAGGAGUCUGAAAUGCUGAAUCAAGAAGUUCAGGCAUUGGAGAGGCAGACUACUUUGAAUGCUCGGUAUAUCAAUGAGGCGGUGAAAUCAUAUGAGCAAAACUCUUCUCAUGAGUUGUUUCAGGAGAUUAUGACAACCGCCUCAGAACUUGGAAUGAAGGUGAAAAAUCUAAACCCUAGCCUGAUUAAAGACACUGAACAAAUGAAAGGAAAAAGUAUUUGCAGCCCUGAAAUGGACCAAUCUGCUAUAAAUCCGGUCAAAGGCCUCUCAAAUGUAAACUUAGAAGAUCUUCAAGAAUUCGUAGCUAUUAUGAAGAGGGGUGUUGCGGUUUAGAUUGAUGCCUAGAGGAGAUGAUUUUUACUGUUGCUGAGCAUUUAUUUGAGUACUGGUGCUGCUGUUCUAGAGGGCUGGCUCAUACAAACUAAAAUGUGUUGUUGCUGUUGGGUGCUUCUAUGAGGAUGCUGUUAUGGAAAUUGUUGUUGAUUUUAUGUUUGUGGCUUUGCUGAUGUGCUUUUUAUUGCUGCUGAAUAUCAUUUAAGGUGCUGGUGCUGUUGGUUCACACAAAACAAAUUGGUGUUGCUGCAAAUUGCAAUUAUAAGUUGCGGGUGUGCAAAAUGGUGGAGGAUCUUAUUCUUGUAUUUGUUAGCAACAAGUGUUAUAGGAUAUGUGCAUACUACCUUGAUGUUGGUCAUUUGUAUGUAAUUUUGGGACCAUGAUAGCUGCUACUAGAUUAUAAAUUUGUAUUCAGAUGCAGAAUGGCUUUCCCAGGA